AUGACAUUGGUUUCCACCAAAUCGCCUGUUGGGAGCAGCACCUCUGCGUUCUCGCGAACGUCAACGGCAUGGGAUAACCGAUUGAAGACUUUCGUUUACAUCCUCGCAGCGGCCGGCAUCGCUUUGGCGCUCUGGUUCGCCACGUUCGAAGCCGCCACACUCCUUUUGCAUCCCAAAUUUUACGCCUCGCGAUAUCUCGGUGUUCACAUACUUCGUUUCACGCGGGAAGUGCGGCGGAGUUCAGCGGGAAGACGGGUGGAAACAGCAGGUACAGACUGGCGGCCUGUUCCAGACCGACACGUGGCGGAGAAGGCAGUAACCAUGUCCGUGCUAUCGCUGCCGCAUAAUCCUCUCACGAAUCGCAAGAGAACCGCCAAAUUAGCGCUACUGUUUUUAACGGAUCAGGGCCUCCUGCCUCUAAAGCGCGUAUGGGAUCGGUUCUUACAGGCGGAGCUCAAAGGCUCGGUGGAGCUCGAGGGCGACAACAGCAAUUUCUCCGUCUACGUGCACACGGGCGGCACUGAGAUGCGCUAUAACGCGGACGAAGGCCGGUUCCUUCGACGAAACGACAUCCCCAUGUCCCUUCCUCCCCGCACGUUCCUUGCUCCCCGCGUGUCCCUUCCUCCCCGCACGCCCCUUGCUCCCCGCGCGCCCGUUCCUCUUCGCGCGGCUCUUUCUCUCAGGGCGUUUCUUCCGCUCCGCGCGUCGCUUCGUUUCGGCGUGUCUCUUUCUCAUCGUCGUCUCCUCCCUUUCGUGUUCUCCCACCACUUUUCUUGUCUGCCUCACCCACCUUCUCCCCAUCUUCCCAUCCCUCCUUUCCGCCACUUCCUCCCACAGGUGCAAGAGGGCGCGAUAACGGCGGUGGACGCGCAGAGGCGGCUGCUGGCAUGGGCGCUGCUGGACCGCGACAACCACUUCUUCCUCUUCCUCCACCACACCGCCAUCCCCAUCCAGAGCUUCAGCCGCAUCUACUCGUCGUUGCUGCACUCGCGCCACUCCUUCGUCGCCAUGGCGAACGAUCCGACAGCAUAUCCGCGCGGGCUUGCUCCACUCGUUCCGCAGCACAAGUUUGCGCGGAGCUCCAAGUGGGUGGCGGUGAACCGACCGCAUGCAACGGCCAUCGUGGCAGACAGCAUGUUCUACCGCGCCUUCAAGCUGCACUGCCCCGGCACGGCAGCAGUGUCUAGCGGGAGCAACAGUGGGGCGCCCUCCACCUCGUCGCCAGCAGCGCACACACCACCAGCAGCACCAGCGUGCCGGCCUGACGAACACUACAUCGCUACUUUCCUCAGGACAGUAGACCCCGAUGGAGUGGCCAACUUCACCAUCACCCACGAGCCGCACAUGGCUACCGCUGCUGCUGUGCACGCUCACAUGCGGGAACAGGCCCUGCAGCGCACGCGCAAGCGGCGGCGGCAGCAGCGGCGGGAGGAGGGCGCCAUGAGGCGCGCAGGAGCAGAGGAGGGUCAGGGGGGGGAUGGUGAGGUGUGGCAGGGGCGGAGGGAGAUGCUUGAGCGGGUGGGGGAGUGGGAGGAGGUGGAGUAUGGUGCUGUAAACAUCACUUCGAGGUUCAUCCAGGACAUGCAAGAGGCCACGACAUAUUUCCAUAAGAUUGCAGAUUCUGUUAUUAGCCCCACAACCUGUAGAUGGAAUGGCCAACCCAAGCCAUGCUUCAUGUUUGCUCGGCCGUUUCGACCAGACUCUGCAGAUGAGAUCAUGAGCAUUUUACCAAAUGUCCUCCAUUAUUGA
Messenger RNA from Closterium sp. NIES-65, 1749 nucleotides. Lineage: Eukaryota; Viridiplantae; Streptophyta; Zygnematophyceae; Desmidiales; Closteriaceae. The record is from the annotation of a GenBank genome assembly.